AGCGCAGCGCUCCGUGGGUUGUGCGCGGUGUGGGGGCGAUGCUGCAGCCGGCGGCGCGCCGCGCCUGGAACCUCAACCAGAGGCGGGACAUCUCCUCCUGGCUAGCCCGGUGGUUCCCCAAAACCCCAGCCAAGCCUGUGGUGGCCCUGAAAACGCCCAUCAAGGUGGAGCUGGUAGCUGGGAAAACCUACAGGUGGUGUGUAUGUGGCCGCAGCAAGAAACAGCCCUUCUGCGAUGGCUCCCACUUCUUCCAACGCACUGGCCUAUCCCCACUCAAGUUCAAGGCCCAGGAGACCCGCAUUGUGGCACUCUGUACCUGCAAAGCCACCCAGAAGCCCCCGUACUGUGAUGGCACCCACAGGAGUGAGCAGGUGCAGAAGGCAGAAGUGGGCUCCCCACUGUGAGAGGGUGGCUGCUGCCCAGUCCCGCGUGGCCUUGGCCCCAGGCCUGAUAGGAGCCCCUCUGUGGGAAGGAAACCGAGUGCUAAGCCCAAGAAGGGAUCAUCUGAAGACCCCAGCACCCACAGCUGGCUCGUGAAGGAAUUGUUUCCCAUAACCUGAGGUCCUCAGUCUGGGGAAGCCAGGAGUGGGCCCCUGAUUCAGCACCUGCCAGUGAAGACAGCAUUAAACAAGCA
This is a messenger RNA of Propithecus coquereli (Coquerel's sifaka), 634 nucleotides long. It is a transcript of the gene CISD3, whose product is annotated as CDGSH iron sulfur domain 3. The coding region runs from base 39 to 404 and encodes 121 amino acids. The record is from RefSeq and is a predicted model, not a curated record. Gene Ontology annotation, cellular component: intracellular membrane-bounded organelle. Gene Ontology annotation, molecular function: 2 iron, 2 sulfur cluster binding. The transcript has 4 exons. Lineage: Eukaryota; Metazoa; Chordata; Mammalia; Primates; Indriidae.